GGCCAGCAUAUCAAUAACAUAACGGCUCACGAAUUGUAGUAGUACAAAAAAACAUACAGACUUGGAAUGGUAAACUACAAACCUCAAAGUGUUUCAAGCAAAUGAUCUCAAGCGAGAAAACGUACGGACUUUGGGAUGAAAUAGGCGCAGUGGCGAAAUGAAGAAAUAUAACGAGACAGUGCGAGACACGCCAAUCAAGCCGUCUUCAAAUGGCUCCUGGUCGAAGUCCUUCACUUGGGGGUUUAUACUUGCGGCGAUAGUUGUGUUGGCUUUUGCGGGCGGCUUGUUAAUCGGGAAAUACGUUCUCCCGGGAUAUGCUUGUAGUCAAACCAAGGAUCUCGCUGGUAAAGAUAUCGCAGAUGUCCCAAGAGAGAGGCGGGAAGCCCCAGUAAUCCCAUCACCACCCGCGGUCACACUUGAGGACGUCCAGAACGAGAUUCGGUUUUAUUUGAAGACGGUCACCGCUAGGGACAUAUGCAAGUCUACCGAUGUCAUUUGUCAAACUGGACCAGAAGGUCCAAGUGGACCACAGGGGCCGCAAGGGGUUUCGGGUUCUCGAGGAGAAAAGGGUCAUCCUGGCAACCCUGGUCCUAAAGGAGACAUGGGCCUCGCAGGCCGCCCUGGGGCGCCAGGUCUUGAUGGCGCCACAGGGCAUCCGGGUCCGCCGGGCGAUAGAGGCUGGCAAGGAGCCCCUGGACUCACUGGAGACACAGGACUACCUGGCGACAAGGGACAAAAAGGAGACGAGGGACAAAAGGGAAACGAAGGGCCCCAAGGGCCACAAGGGUUUCGAGGUGGAUUUGGCCCUAAAGGAAGAGCAGGUCCCAAAGGCAAUGUAGGCCCUAUAGGCCCUGCGGGGCUUGUGGGGCUGCCAGGUGAAAAAGGUGCCAAGGGGGACCGUGGGCGGAGAGGCAGAAUGGGUAGCAAAGGAAGCAUGGGUCCUCCCGGGGAAAAAGGUCUUGACGGUAGACCCGGGGCAGCGUCUACAAGUAAGGGACAGCCUGGACUACCAGGGAAAGAUGGUCAGAAUGGAAAACCCGGAACCAAGGGAGACAAAGGGGACGUUGGACCGUUGGGCGUACCUGGCCUUCAAGGACCUAGAGGACUGUCUGGGAUAAACGGGCGGGACGGGGUCCCUGGGCAGAAAGGUAGACGAGGGAAACCAGGCGCCGAGGGAGAGAGCAUUAAAGGCGACAUAGGCCCUCCCGGGCUUCGUGGUAGAGAUGGUGAUACGGGGCCAAAGGGGGAGAAGGGUGCAAAAGGAGAGACCGGUAUAGGGAUUAAGGGAGAUAAUGGAUUGCAUGGUAUAAAUGGAAUUGAUGGGUUUCCUGGGAAAAAGGGUGAAGUCGGCCCUCCCGGACCACCAGGAAAAUGCGCUAAAAAAUGUUAAAAUAAGCAUUUUUAAACACUGUUGCCAACAUAAAGAGAAGCUGGGCCUUU
Molecule: messenger RNA, 1440 nt
Organism: Nematostella vectensis (starlet sea anemone)
Lineage: Eukaryota; Metazoa; Cnidaria; Anthozoa; Actiniaria; Edwardsiidae
Product: collagen alpha-1(XIII) chain
Exons: 3
Coding region: 158-1390 (410 amino acids)
Source: RefSeq, a predicted model, not a curated record